Messenger RNA from Chironomus riparius, 5148 nucleotides. The record is from the annotation of a GenBank genome assembly. Lineage: Eukaryota; Metazoa; Arthropoda; Insecta; Diptera; Chironomidae.
AAUAUUAAAAUGAAAAGAAAAAUAUUUCAAAAUGUGAGUUUGGAGGAUGAAAAUGUUGAAAUAUAAAACAAAAUCAAUUUUGUGAAUCAUAUAAGAAAAAUAAUAAUAAUAAUAAAGUAAAAACCGUAGUGAAUAAACUUUAAUACAUACGUGCAUUCAACAAAAAGGCAUUUUCAUUAUUAUUCAAAACUAUUCUCAAUCUCUUGCUACUGCAAACAAAUGAAAAUAAAAAAAAAUUAUGUAUAUUAAAUGUAAUUCAUGAAGUAAAUGGAGCGAAAAAUUAAACAACAGUAAAGUGAACUUUUUUUUUACAAUAGUGUGGAAUUAAAGUUAUGUGUAUAUGAAAAAUAUUUUGACGCCGACAUCGUCCACAAGCCCUUGAGCUAAUGAACCAUGCUCAUUUUCAUGAUCGACAUAAAAUUGCUUCAUGUCACUAGUUCGUCUUCGCAACGUGAUAUUAAAAAUCAAUUUCGAAUUUAUAAUACUAAUAAAUACAGGCAUUAGAAAAAUACUAAGAAAAUAAGUGCAAUAAAUCAAACUAAUAAGAAAAUAAAAACUUAAUCAAAUGGACAGACAGUGCUUAUUGUGGAUUUACAAAUGUGUGAUAUUCAAUCGUGAUAUUUUAACAUAUAAAACGAGGUUUAAAUUUUAAAAUGCCCUAAAUGGGCCAAAGUAUGUGUUACUUUAGCACAUCUUGUCAUUUUAAGAAGAAUAAAAAGUCAGGUCUGCAUUUGCGGAGUAUAGAAGAGCCCCAAAGCAGAAUGCCCACCACAAUUGACGGGGGGCACAUAAGUUUGGGGCUCGAAAAUAAUAUAAACAACAUAAGUAACAUUUCAAACAAUAAUAGUCGGUUGGGUGCGACGCAUUCACACAAUAGUAAUAGUAAUCAUCAUCAAAACAAUCAUUACGAUGUAGAAUUUGCACGAAUGGAAUCAUGGCUUGAUGAGCAUCAGGAAUUUGCGCAAGAAUAUUUUAUUCGAAAGGCAACAAGAAACAUUGUAGAUGCAUGGCUUGUGGCACAUGCAACACCAGCAGCUCUAGCUGGAUCUGAUAUGAUGAUGCACGUCUCAUCACCGACACACAUGAAUCAGCAGCAAUGUUCCUCACGUAGUGGUAGUGGCGCCACGACUCCAGUCAGAAAAAUCUCAGCUCAUGAGUUCGAACGUGGAGGUUUACUGAAGCCAAUCGUAAAUACAAUAGAUGGAACGCCAACAUUUCUUAGCAUAAACUCGCAAAACGACACAACAAUGGGUUUAGUACAAAAUCAAAAUGGCACAACUAAUAGUAUUAUUAAUAGAACACAGAGACUGUCACGCAAUGAGCUGAAGCAUUUAGACGAGAAAGAGCUUAUAUUUGAAUUAGUAAAGGAUAUUUGCAAUGAACUUGAUGUACGAUCGUUGUGUCAUAAAAUACUUCAAAAUGUGUCAAUUCUUCUUAACGCUGAUCGUGGAUCACUCUUUCUAGUACAGGGGAAAAAUAAUUCAGAAGGACCAAAAAGAUGCUUAGUAUCAAAACUUUUUGACGUGUGCCCACGUAGCACGAUGGAGGAAAUGGAAUUGAGAGAUGAAGUGAGAGUUGCAUGGGGAACUGGAAUCGCAGGACAUGUUGCUGAAAGUGGAGAGCCAGUAAACAUACCUGAUGCCUAUGAAGAUGAACGAUUUAAUCGUGAAAUUGAUUUGGUAACUGGUUAUAGAACAAAAGCGCUUCUCUGUAUGCCUAUAAAAGAUGCUAAUGGUGAUGUUAUUGGUGUAGCACAAGUGAUAAAUAAGCUAGGCUUUGAACAUUGUUUUUCAUCUAUUGAUGAAAAGGUGUUUGCAUCAUAUUUACAAUUUUGUGGAAUUGGAUUGCGGAAUGCACAGCUUUAUGAGAAAUCUCAGUUAGAAGUGAAGCGAAAUCAAGUGCUUUUAGAUUUAGCACGAAUGAUAUUCGAAGAACAAAGUACAAUUGAACAUAUGGUAUUUAGAAUUUUAACACAUAUGCAAAGUCUUAUUCAGUGCCAAAGAGUACAGAUACUAUUAGUACAUGAAGCAUCCAAAGGAAGUUUUUCACGUGUAUUUGAUUUUGAAGCUAAUGAUGAUCUCAAUGAAAGAACUAGUCCAUUUGAAUCACGUUUUCCCAUAAAUAUUGGUAUUACGGGCUAUGUUGCAGCAACUGGAGAAACUGUCAACAUACCACAUGCUUACGAUGACCCAAGGUUUGAUUCCAGUGUUGAUGAGAAUACUUCGUUCAAACAUAAAUCUAUUUUGUGUAUGGCCAUUAAGAAUUCUUUGGGGCAGAUAAUUGGUGUAAUUCAGCUCAUUAAUAAAUUUGAUGAAUUGACUUUCACCAAAAACGACGAAAAUUUUGUAGAGGCUUUUGCAAUUUUCUGUGGAAUGGGAAUUCACAAUACACACAUGUAUGAGAAGGCAAUUGUUGCAAUGGCAAAACAGAGUGUGACGCUUGAGGUUCUUAGUUAUCAUGCAUCCGCUUCAACAGAUGAUGCUGUACGGCUAAGGCGCCUAAAAAUUCCUUCAUCAGCAUAUUUUCAAUUACAUGAUUUUGCAUUCGACGAUCUGAGUUUAACAGAUGAUGAUACACUCAAGGCAUGUUUGCGUAUGUUUCUUGAUUUAGAUCUCGUUGAACGCUUUCAUAUAGAUUAUGAGAUGCUCUGUCGAUGGUUGUUGAGUGUUAAGAAGAACUAUCGGAAUGUUACUUAUCAUAAUUGGCGACAUGCAUUUAAUGUAGCACAAAUGAUGUUUGCUAUUCUAACGACGACACAAUGGUGGAAGAUUUUCGGAGAAAUUGAGUGCCUUGCUUUGAUUAUUGGCUGUUUAUGUCAUGACUUGGACCAUCGUGGAACAAAUAAUUCGUUUCAAAUUAAAGCAUCAUCGCCACUUGCUCAGCUAUAUUCGACAUCCACAAUGGAGCAUCAUCAUUUUGAUCAAUGUGUUAUGAUUCUUAAUAGCCCAGGUAAUCAAAUUUUAUCGAAUUUAUCAUCAGAUGACUAUAGCCGUGUGAUCAAAGUCCUUGAGGAUGCAAUCCUAUCUACGGAUUUAGCGGUAUAUUUUAGAAAACGUGGUUCAUUUUUGAAUACAGUGAAGUCAAAUGUUCCGAUUGAACACUAUUCAAAAGAGGAUAAUCGUUCGCUUUUGAGAGCGAUGAGCAUGACAGUAUGCGACCUUUCAGCAAUUACUAAACCAUGGGAAAUUGAGAAACGAGUUGCAGAUCUCGUGAGCUCUGAAUUUUUUGAGCAAGGUGAUAUGGAAAGGCAAGAACUGAAUAUUACGCCAAUUGAUAUAAUGAAUCGUGAGAAAGAGGACCAAAUACCAAUGAUGCAAGUUGGAUUUAUCGAUUCAAUCUGUAUGCCGAUUUAUGAGGCUUUUGCUGAUUUAUCAGAGGAUUUAAAGCCAUUGGUUGAAGGUGUUGUAGAUAAUAAAAAACAUUGGCUUGAACUAGCUCAAUCUGCUCAGGAAACGAUAAAAAAUCGAAAGAACAGUUUGAAGUCAAUGUCCAAUGGAAGCAUAAAUAAUAAUUAUUACUCAAAUGGGAAUAAUAACAACAACAAUGGAGAUGAGCUUAGUAAUACUAGCAAUGACAGUAUAAAAAUGUCAAAGAUAGUAGGAAAAUUUCCACUUGACAUUAGUGGAAUCACGUCUACAAAUUCUAUUUUUUCGCCAGCAUAUAUCAAAGCCUCAUCACAAAAUGGAUACAUAAAUUCAUACAAAACACCCGCAAUAGUAAGCUUUUCAAAUUGGAAGAAAAGUAAAGAGAAUGCAGAAGCGAUGGACCAAUGAUUAAAUCUUAUGAUAUAUAAACCUUUUAAAUCAAUUUAAAAUCAUCAUGCAAUUUAUCCUUAAAGAUUUCAUGAAUUAAAGGUAUUAAGUUCCAAAAUAUAGCUUCUAGUUAGUCAGAGAAAUUAUCACUUCGGUUUUUAAGCUUCUUUUCAGUAUACGAAUCAAUAAAUAAUGCUUUUUUUUAAUUCCUCUAAAACCAAAAUUGUAAUUCAGGUUUGAUAUUGAAUUUUAUUCGUUCAAAUUCUAUUUAAAGUACUAAUCAUGUCACAUGAUUGAAUCGAUCGAAUUGAUAUGGUUUUUAUUUUUAAAAAUCUUUUAAUUUAAUUACAUUAUGCAGGUCUGGUGUUCUUCAGUUAAAUCAUUUGAAUCUACAGAAAGUAUUUUUUUUUAAAUCAAUUACGAUUAAAAGUGUUUUGGGGUUUCCCAUAACAGAGAUUCACCACAAGUUUCAAAAUUUAUAAAAAAAAAAAAAUCAAACACAAAGGUUUUGAAAAAUUAAAAUAAUGAUAAUUUAUAUUUCAAUUGAGAUGAGACCAGAUUAGACAAGAUUAAAAGCUACACAAAUAAUAUGGAACCGAUUAACUUAUUUUAAAUACUAUAUUUUUGAACAAAAGAGGACAAAAUGUUUACGCAAAUAAAUAAUUUACAGUUUUAAAAUAUGUAGAUGAAGAAACUUUUAAUGACGUUAAUAAUUUUGAUGACUAACAUAGUAUUAUUUCUUGUUUUCUCAAUAAAUAAGUCAAUUGUGUUGUUAAUUUAUUCAUUAACCACCAUCCUUUUAACAUCAAUACACCCACGUAAUAAAUUAAAGUUUUGUGAAUUUGUUUUUUUUAUUUUUGUGAUGCUCUCUUUAUUUUCAAAAAAUAUAAAAGUAAAAAUAUGUAUUGUAAAUAAAAAAAUGAAAUAUAUAAGAGAAAUAAUGUAAAGAUAAUGAUUGAAGUUCAUACUCUUUUUUAUGAUCUUUAAUAAUAGUAAAAUGUGGUAAAAUGUAAAAAAAAACUAUUUUCACAACGAAAGCUUACAGGCUUAAUAAAGAAAACGAAAGCUUUCGUUUGGAAUUUAAAACGUAUUUAUUUUAUUAUAGUAUAUUGAAUUAAGAACUUAAUGGCACAAAGAAUUUAGAAAAAUAUGAAAAUUUAUUUUUCGAUUUAUUGAUAAUUCGUUUGACAUAAAUAAAUAAAAAUAUCUAAUAAAAUGCACAUACAAACAAAAUAUACAUAUUUUAUGCAAAUAUAUCUACCUUCAACAAGAUUUUAUCUCAAUUAAACAAAAAAAUAACUUUCUUAGUCUUAAGAAAAAAACUCAUUGUAAAAUCGACAGAAUUUUGUUUUUUUUUUCUUUCUUUUAAACGAUAAAAAAUAAUAAAUCACACACU